This is a messenger RNA of Culex quinquefasciatus (southern house mosquito), 1398 nucleotides long. RefSeq lists its product as uncharacterized. The transcript has 2 exons. Lineage: Eukaryota; Metazoa; Arthropoda; Insecta; Diptera; Culicidae. The coding region runs from base 16 to 1350 and encodes 444 amino acids. Gene Ontology annotation, molecular function: protein binding. The record is from RefSeq and is a predicted model, not a curated record.
GCUGACCAGUUCAGGAUGCUGCACAAUUUGAGAAGCUUGAUUUUCCUCAGUUGCAUCGUUGGUUCUCUUAUGAAAACAGUGAAAUACAACUUUGAUGAUGACACUUGGGAAAUACAAAGCUUCGUAAUAAACACUGAGAGAGAUAUUGAACAAUUGUCCCAAUUUGCAGAAUAUUCGUCGAUAAACUUCAAAUGGCCAACAAUGUCAACAAUGAGCAGCAAAAUGUUUGCAAAAUUACCAGCGUUGAAUGACUUAAAAAUUGACAGAGGAAAAGUACCGACUGUUGAAAUCGUGCCUCAAUUGGAACAUCUACAGCUCGAUAGUUGUCAAACAAUCGAUAUCAUUAUAAAUUCAGCUCAAGAAUUCAAACUGAAAUCGUUGAUUGUGUGGAAAACUUCGCUUGCUAAACUUCCACAAAGUAUCACUUCAUUAAAGCAAUUAACUCAGCUAGAUCUAUCAGAUAAUCAGAUUGAGUUCAUCAAUUUAGACGAGUUUAGAGGAUUGCUGAAGCUAAGAUCACUACACUUGCAUUCAAACAAAAUUGAAAAGAUAACUCACUCACCUCAAGCUUCAAUCAACCUUCCAAGCUUAGAGCUAUUUUAUUUGCAUGAAAAUCAACUGACAAACCUCAGCUUCGAAAAUUGGAAUGCAACAUCAGUGCGACAUCUCCACCUGCACAGAAAUCGAAUUCCAAUGGCAGUGUCAGUACUUAGUGCAUUCCCCGUUCUACGGGAUGUUCGGAUUCACGAUAAUCCUCUUUACUGUGCUUGGAGGGAUUUCUUGAUUGAAGAACUUUUGGUGAGAAAUGUGAAGAUCUACAAAGAGGACGAAUCAAAAUGCCUUGAUAGAGGUGAAAUCGAUGCAAAACUUGAAAUAUUUAGCUAUAAAAUGUGGAGAAAACAUGAUGAACUCCAAAACAAAUUAGCAUACGAACUUAACGAUAUUAAAAAAUCACAUCAAACUACAAACCAUCAGAUUAUUGAAGAAAUCCGAAAAUGUAAUUCUACGAUCAGCGCUACUGUUCAAAUGUUCAAUAAUAAGUUCAAUGAAAACGAAAAACAAUUUAAAACGCUGGAAGCAAAUAUCACACAACUGUGUCAUAAAAAUGACGAUUUGACAGAGUCUUUUUAUCAGUUCGCCUUAGAACACAUCGACGAUAACCAAAUUGCUGACGAAACACAAGAAGAUAAAGUUGAUAUAGGAUUGAAUUGGCAGCAGCAGCAAAGUCAACUGAAUCAGAUUGAGCAAAGUUUACAGAAAAUUGAAGCUAAGCAGAAUGCACUUAUCGAGAAUCUGCGGAAAAUAUCACUGCUUAGUGUGUUGAUGUCGAAUGUGUCGGAAGAAAAUUGAAUAUGUAUUAUCAUUCACGAAAGACUACUCCAAAUAAAAGCAAAAAUA